Molecule: messenger RNA, 1525 nt
Organism: Acanthopagrus latus (yellowfin seabream)
Lineage: Eukaryota; Metazoa; Chordata; Actinopteri; Spariformes; Sparidae
Gene: hmx1
Product: H6 family homeobox 1
Exons: 2
Coding region: 255-1178 (307 amino acids)
Biological process (GO): regulation of transcription by RNA polymerase II; negative regulation of DNA-templated transcription
Cellular component (GO): nucleus
Molecular function (GO): RNA polymerase II transcription regulatory region sequence-specific DNA binding; DNA-binding transcription factor activity, RNA polymerase II-specific
Source: RefSeq, a predicted model, not a curated record
GCUGGAUGCCCUCGGCUCCCUGAGCGUUUGACUUGACGUUUCACUGUACUACUGCUUCCGUCUCCCUGGCUCCCUCUCCUCCCGCUGGCACCGAGGAGAUCCCCGUCCCGUCUCUGCGAUGACUCCUCAUCCGACCGCAGCUCAAAAGCAGCGACGCUUGAAAUGACCGCUUGGACUUUCUUUUGCCGUAACGCACAAUUAAGACGGGAACCGCUCGGUUUUGGCGUGUAAAAGCACCGUGAAAUCGGGAAAACAUGCAGGGGAAGCUGACGGAGAACCAGACUCCCACCUCAUCGAGGGCGUCGUCGUUUUUUAUCGAGAACCUACUGGGCAAAGGGCGGACUGGGCCGGAGCCGAUGUCGAACAGCAGCCGCGGUGAAGCUGAUGUGGAGACGGUGUCCACCGGCCGAGCCCUGAACGCUUAUCACGCCGAGACGAGCGCUCCGACGCCCGAAGGCUCCAGCUCCACGGCUCGGUCCCCGUACAGAGACUCGCCGUUGCAGUGGUACCGCGGAGGUACUGCCUUAAACUUCAGAGCUUUGGAGACACCGCAGAGUCCAAGAGACAACACAGGUAAAGAUGAGCACUGCGGCUCCAUAUCGACCAGUGACAGAUGCUCCCCCGCCGUGUCUGAGCCGAUCACUGAGGACAGCGACGAGACGGACAGGAAAACCGCCGACAGCAACCUGACGGACGACAACGAGGACGCCCAAAACGGGUUUGACACACGAUCAGAGCAAGACCCAUCCUCGGACCCGAGUCCCAACCGGAAGAAGAAGACCCGGACCGUGUUCAGCCGCAGUCAGGUGUUUCAGCUGGAGUCUACCUUCGACGUGAAACGGUACCUGAGCAGCUCGGAGAGAGCGGGGCUGGCGGCGUCCCUGCACCUGACAGAGACUCAGGUCAAGAUCUGGUUCCAGAAUCGGAGGAAUAAAUGGAAGAGACAGCUGGCGGCGGACCUUGAGGCUGCGCACAUCCCACACUCGAGUCAGCGAAUUGUCAGGGUCCCCAUUCUGUAUCACGAGGGACCUGCAGCCACUGCAGCUCUGGGGUUCAACCUGGCCGGACAUUCAGUUUCUUCACCCGUCGCGGGCUUCUCCAGCUCCAUCAAUUACCCCCUGUCCUCGUUUGCUCACUCCAUGAGCAUGUUAAGAUCGCAGAUGACCGGCUUGGUGUAAAGACUGUUGGCCACUGAUGUAUCAAAAUGUUGGUUAAUAACUAUAAUUCAAUCUGAAUCGUGCAAUAACCCACAAUGCCGCAGAAAUCUAUUGUCUGCAUCCAAAGAUAAAAGCCGCAGAGGCCGUGAUUAUAAAACACAUCAAUAAAUCAUUUUUGUAAAUCUGUUCAUAAGAGUCUGUGCUGCUGUCACAGAAUAACAGCAGAGGCACGGCGCGGCCGAGAUGUUCAUGUACUGUUCUGUAUGUUUCAAUAUACACAUAUUUUUGCAAACUUUUAUAUUUAAAGCCACAAAUCUUUCAAACUUUGUCACUUUUUCACAUGAUAGAUAAAUAAAAAAAAAAAUCAA